CAGGGUUAAACCAGAAGGGGCUGGGUGUUUGGGUUGGAGGGGGGCGAGGGCUUUCCCUUUUUUAAAAAAACAAACCCUCAAGGUCUCGGCACUUUUCUUUCAGGAGAAGGGAAAAGGCAAGAAGGCAAGCAGGGAGGAAGGAAGGACAAAAGAGCAGGAGGCUUGGAAAGUUGAAAGCGGCAGGUCGGGCCGCCCCAAAGAGGGCUCGCUUGGCGCAUUGUCACCUUCCCAGGAGCCGAGGCACUUGCUUUGCCUUCCUCACGGCUGGCGGGCCAAGAUAGCAGGCAGUGAAGAUGGGUGACUGGAGUGCUCUGGGAAGGCUCCUUGACAAGGUCCAAGCCUACUCCACUGCAGGAGGAAAGGUGUGGUUAUCUGUACUUUUCAUUUUCCGAAUCUUGCUAUUGGGAACGGCUGUGGAGUCUGCCUGGGGUGAUGAGCAGUCGGCAUUCCGGUGCAACACCCAACAGCCUGGUUGUGAAAACGUCUGCUAUGACAAGUCCUUCCCAAUCUCUCAUGUGCGCUUCUGGGUUCUUCAGUUUAUUUUUGUGUCAGUGCCCACACUCAUGUACUUGGCACAUGUCUUCUACGUGAUGCGUAAAGAAGAGAAGCUGAACCGAAAAGAAGAAGAACUGAAGGUAGUUCAAAGUGAGGGGGUUAACGUAGAUAUUCACCUUAAACAAAUAGAAAUAAAGAAGUUCAAGUAUGGGAUUGAAGAACAUGGCAAAGUCAAAAUGCGUGGGGGACUGCUCCGCACUUACAUUAUCAGUAUUAUCUUCAAAUCUUUUUUUGAAGUGGCUUUUGUGCUCAUCCAGUGGUACAUCUAUGGGUUCACCCUGCAAGCCAUUUAUGAGUGUGAACGCGUGCCAUGCCCACACAAAGUGGAUUGCUUCCUUUCACGUCCCACAGAGAAAACCAUCUUCAUUAUCUUCAUGCUGGUGGUUUCAAUAAUAUCUCUCACUUUGAAUGUCAUCGAAAUUUUUUACGUUGUCCUCAAGAGCAUUAAGGAUCGCAUGAAGACAAAAAACGACCCAUUCUCUCCCAACAGCGGCUUGAGUCCUUCCAAGGAAUGCGGGUCCCCUAAAUAUGCCUACUUUAAUGGUUGUUCCUCUCCAACCGCCCCAUUGUCACCCAUGUCUCCACCCGGGUACAAGCUCGUCACUGGAGACAGGAACAAUACCUCUUCUUGUCGUAACUACAAUAAGCAAGCUAGUGAACAAAACUGGGCAAAUUACAGUGCAGAGCAGAACAGGAUUGGACAAGCUGGGAGCACAAUCUCCAACUCACACGCCCAGAACUUCGAAUUUGCAGAGGAGCCUGAGAACACAAAAAAAAUAGGACAUGAGCUACAGCCUCUCACAGUUGUGGACCAAAGGCCUCCAAGCAGAGCCAGCAGUCGAGCCAGCAGCCGACCUCGACCUGAUGACCUGGAAAUCUAGCCCUCUCAGGCUGCAAGAGGGUUACUUAACACAACUAUGCUAUGAAAUGCAUUAGAAUAUGCAGACAUGCUGUUCAUGCGGUUCCAUUGGAGAUGGUACUUUAACAAUCUCAAUCUGGAGAUUUUAACAAACAUUUUUUUAAAACUUGGAUUUUUUAAAAAAGUGGGAAGUUGGGGUGGUGUGGGGAAGGGCAGCACGUCUUGGUAUUUAAAGUAGCUGAUUUAAAAAUGUUUAAUGCUCUUUUAAAAAAAACCUUAGUCAAUGCUAAAGUAGUGGGUUGGUUUUUUGUUAUGUUUUAGAAAGAUUAUAAAAUGUCUGGACUUUUGUGUCUAUAAUAUACUGAUUCUUUUCCUAAAGAGUUUUGUUUUUGUUAUGCUAAAAACAAAUGUUAAAUUGAGUUAAUUUGGGGGCCAGGAUGAAAUGACGAUGGUAUUCAUUUAUUAAGCAACUAACAUGUUGCAAGUUGGAUUUUUGAACUUUUUUUUAAAAAAAUAACAUUCCAUUGUUAACAAGUGCACUUUGAAGGAAAUUUUACUGGCAUGAACUUUUCAGUGUCUAUAUCUGGCAUGAGCCAACUUUGGACCUCCAGGUGUUUUGGACUUCCACAAUUCCUAACAGCCGGUAAGCUAGCUGGGAUGUCUGGAAGUUGAAGUACAAAACACCGAGAGGGCCAAAGUUUGCCCGUGCCUGGUCUGUACACUCCUGCUAUUAUAGUAUGUUUCCCUGGAAUUGCACAAUUCCCAUUCCAGACAAGGCCCACCCAAUAUGCCUUGAACAUUUGCUCCUUAUGCUUCAGAUACAGCAAUCUUUGGUUGAAAUUGACCACUACUGUCAGAUCCUACUGAUUGCAUAUAACUUCUCUGUGAAUCUGAACAAGGAUGCAGUGUGGUUUCAUACUUUUAACCACAGACAGCAAGCCUGUCAAUAGCUAAACCUUACUGAAAGUAGUGGGAUUUCAACUAUUGUCACUGGAAUUGCAACCACUAGAUUUUAAACCAGAAUUCUGAAAGCACUGAGAAUGUUUCCACUAAUUUUACUGACAGUUGUAGUGCAUUGGUAGAUGUACUGAUUCUGUUCUAUAUAUCCCAACUCUCAUACCAAUAUCCUGUGGAUAGGGACCAUCUCGGUUACUUCAAUAUGCACAAACUGAUUUUACAACCACACAAAAAUAAUGUGAAUGGAAAGCUCCUGGAUAAUUGAGAGCUUUGGGUGUUCAUUACCAUAUCCACAUCACUUGUUUAUUUGUAUAUUAUUUUUAAAGACAUGGAAUUGCAGAGGCAUUCAUAGAUUAUAAACUCACUCCAAUGUGCACACAAAAUGCUUAAAUGUUUUGGGAUAUUAUGGGUAACUAUGAUGUUUACAUGAAACGAUUGCAGCAGUGCAAGCAAGAUUCAUAUCAACAACUUCAAUCUUGUUUUCAUAUUUCCUAUAGCAGAUGUUUUGUUUUUUUAUACAUAUAAAAUAUGAAUACCAUCAUAAGAAUCAAGUCCUGGCAACCCUUGAAAUAAUCAUAUUUCACUUCCAUUUUGUCUGUAUAAGGAUUUAUGACUAAGACACUCAAAGUUGCAGACUUCUGCAGUUAAGAAUUAAUUUCUUUCUUUGUUUUUUUUCAAAAAAAGAAGAAAUGAAACUUCUAGCUCUCCUAGUCCAUUUCUUUUAUCUGUUGUAAUUUAUGCUUGAAUAAUACAGAUGGUAGCAAAGGAAGUGGGGUUGGGGUGGGGAGGGAGAGGGGAAUGCUAGACUGACAAUAAUGUGAGAGAUUGGGGAACAGUUUAUUCAUCCAUGUGCACCCUGUAGGUCUGCAGUUAUUAUAUAAUAACUUCACAGAUCACAUCAAGGACAGAGCUAAGAUGUGAAAAGAGAUGCUUGAUAACUGCAACCCUAGUUGACUGUGUGAAUGGACCCUUACACACACUGCUUUGAGCUGUACUAAUAAUACGUGCCUACAUUGGUUUUAGAGUAAUUAAGGAUGUUUUUGCUUGUUGUUCACUUGCAAACCAGCUCAACUAAAUAUUAUGGUUUGGUUCAAUUCUCAUCAUUCAUUCCUUCAUGAGACUUUUGAUAUUUGCACAUAAUGUUUUGUCAGGAUGCAAGUGAGGACAAUUCUAAUUUAUUUGAAAUAUUUACUAUGGAAAGAUACCAGUUUUUAUGUUCUUUGUCAACCACAGUGCCUUCUAAUUCAACACAGUUCAACCAGAAACGUAGCCUUGGUUUCCUUUUGCAACAACACAGAUUUAUAGGUUUAUAUAACAUGUUUUACUAAGUUGUUUGACGUUCUCUAUUAAAAAUCAUUGCCAAACUCAUUGACUGCAUGAAUGCCACCAUAGUUCAUCAAAUCACAUUGUCUGGAGAAAAAACUUAGUCAAUAAAGUUUUAAUUUAGUAUAAA
Anolis sagrei ordinatus is the source of this 3824-nucleotide messenger RNA. RefSeq names its product gap junction protein alpha 1 (gene GJA1). Gene Ontology annotation, cellular component: connexin complex. Lineage: Eukaryota; Metazoa; Chordata; Lepidosauria; Squamata; Anolidae. Gene Ontology annotation, molecular function: gap junction channel activity. Gene Ontology annotation, biological process: cell-cell signaling; cell communication by electrical coupling; heart development. The record is from RefSeq and is a predicted model, not a curated record.